Molecule: messenger RNA, 2339 nt
Organism: Paramisgurnus dabryanus
Lineage: Eukaryota; Metazoa; Chordata; Actinopteri; Cypriniformes; Cobitidae
Source: RefSeq, a predicted model, not a curated record
UUUGGGACACAAGGCUUUCCCCCAGUAGAGGUCCUCGUCGAGCUCUGAUUUAAAAAGCUUCAGCAUCCAGUUUGAGCUCAAAACUGAGAUACAGUCAUGUUUGCAAUUCUUCUGACUGUAUCAAUGUUUAGCCAAGGUUCUACAAUGGUGAGCUAUGGAAAAAGUUUCAUCACAGCAUUUCCAGAGAAUUUAGGUUACUUUUAUCCAAACACUUCAAAUAGACUGAGAGUCACCGCCCUCCUUGAUGGCACUUCUGUCAACAUCUUCUACAACGGCAACAGCACACCAACACAGACGAUAACACACAUAUUGAAAGGCGAAAUUGUAACUGUGGUGUUUCCAAAAUCUGCUGAAGUAUAUCAACUCAACUACUCCACACAAUCUAUCCGAAUCACCAGUAACAAAUACAUUGCUGUACAUUCUGUCAGUAGUACAAAUUUUACUAUUAAUGUAAUCUCUGCCCAGACCAAUGUUGUUCAACCCAAUGAAAAUCUCGGAAUGAAUUACCUGAUCCCCUCAUUGAACUACACAACCUUUCUCACAACGUUUGGCAUAACCCAGUCAGCCCCCUGGUCCACAAGAUACGACUCAUUCAGACUGAUCAUCAUCAAUGCUGAGGACACAGAAAACAAUAUCACGAUAGUCAAGAACAUAUCAGACAAAAUUCAAUUAGUAAACUUCACGAUCCCAUCAUACCAACUCAUCCAGUUGCAGGCCGAUGAUUCAAUGAUGAUGGUUAACUCGAGUAGUAAAAUAGCUGUGCUGCUGACUCACCCGUGUCUAGAUAAACCAGGCUGUACAUGCAGCAUGAUAGUCAAUCAGAUUCUUCCUGUGAGAUUUCAGGGUCAGAAAUUUGUUGUGCCCCAUGUUCGAGAUAUAACCCAGAGACAGUUAGUUAUGACAUCAAAUGACAAUUCAGACUUACUAUCCCAAGACAAUACUCCAUUAACUUCUAGUUCAUCAGGGUAUCUGUCUCUUCCGGAUCUGAACACCAGGUAUGUCACUGCUUCGAGUAACGUGUCUCUCAAACUGAUAAUUCCAGGACUUUUCAUUGAAUUGAUCCCAGAAAACCAGUUUGCUGCGUGCUACAUGCUGCCGUUCUAUUCAAAUAACCAGUGGGCGGUUGUGAUAGCUAAAACUGGCAGCAGAGAUAAGGUUCGCACGGACCCGCUUGUAAACCCUAAUUGGUCUGAGCUUUUUCACACACCAUACUCUCAAGCUGAAAUAUCUUUAUCAAACCAAAUGAACAUUAUCUGGCAUCCAAGCUCAAAGAUUGUUGUUUAUGUAGUGGAAAAAUUUAACAACAUCAUUUUUGGAGGCCCAGCUAUACCAAUAAAGGAAAAUCCAGAUUCAUCUGGCUGUAUGACUCCUGUAGAGUUUGUAGUUGGAGAAAAACCUCUUAAAUGGACUGAGUCCCUGGCUUACUGCACAACCAGUCAAAUUCAAUUUGCCUGUCCUACAGAUGAAGACGUACAGAUAGAGUUCGCCAAGCAGGUUAACACAACAAAUGUGGAGGGUUGGAUCGGUCUUCGUCGUAGUCUAAUGACUACAGCCUGGUACUGGCAGACAAAUACAACAUCAGAAUCAUCAUCUGUGAAUUACGUUUACUGGGCCGAUGGGCAACCACAGGACAAAAAGUUCGAACUUUGUGCCUCACUGUCACUGAAUCAAACAGAUGAUUUUAAAUGGAAAAGUGCUAAGUGCUGUGAGAAAAAGCUUCCUGUCUGCUACCAACAACGAAAAAUCUUGCCUCCUUUAACUAUGACUUCUACAGUUUACAUUCCUUAGGAUCUUGUGUAUAUUUAUAAUAUAAUACCAGAAAUAUUUCAGUGUAUUUUUAAUAUGUCCCUGUUCUCCUAAAUUGUAAAAUCAUUGUAGUUUCUGGUGGGAGAUACUAAACAUAUAUGCAGUUAUAAUCCAUUAUUGGUAAAUUAUUCUUAGGGAGAAAUAGAUUUGUAAUGCAUGUUGUUCAAUGAGAUUUCUAUUAGCUUUAAAAAAAAACUAAUUAGCAUGAGGACAUUUUAUUAGUGUGAAAUUAAAGUAGAUUUCUGAAUUGUAAGAUCUUAGAAACAUCUUCCAAAAAUGUCUGACUAACAAGUUGUCUGAAUUUGUAGAAAUCAAAUCUAUAUCUUGAAGAACAUAAAAGCUUCAACCUUCCUCCUUUUGGAUGUUCAUCAUAUUUAUGACUUCUAUAACUUUAAUGUGCAAAUGGGAAAUUUGUUAAUGUAGUCACCAUAUUAAUACUAAAAGUAGUGUAGGUCUUACCUCACUAUUAUAUAACAUAGCCUGUAGUGAUGUUGGCUCACUGGGGGCUUCAUUUAUAUUAAGGUGUGAUUCUG